Molecule: messenger RNA, 1678 nt
Organism: Gymnogyps californianus (California condor)
Lineage: Eukaryota; Metazoa; Chordata; Aves; Accipitriformes; Cathartidae
Gene: SHISA3
Product: shisa family member 3
Exons: 2
Coding region: 1-738 (245 amino acids)
Source: RefSeq, a predicted model, not a curated record
AUGGCGGGGCGGCGGCGGGCGCUGCUGCUGCGCUGCCUCCUGCUGGGGCUGCUGGGCGGCGACGGCGGGGGCCAGCCCGGCGGCGGCGAGUACUGCCACGGCUGGGUGGACGGGCAGGGCGGCUACCACGAGGGCUUCCAGUGCCCCGAGGGCUUCGACACGGCGGCCGCCACCAUCUGCUGCGGCUCCUGCGCGCUGCGCUACUGCUGCGCCGCCGCCGAGGCCCGCCUGGAGCAGGGCGGCUGCACCAACGACCGGGAGCCCCCGGACCCGGGAGUCACCGCCCAACCAAUCUACGUUCCGUUCCUCAUUGUUGGAUCAAUAUUUAUUGCCUUCAUUAUCGUGGGCUCUCUGGUAGCGGUUUAUUGUUGCACAUGUUUAAGACCUAAACAACCGUCGCAGCCAAUACGAUUUUCUCUGCGGAGCUAUCAGACCGAGACUCUUCCCAUGAUCCUGGCCUCGACAAGCUUCAGGACGCCGUCGAGGCAGUCCAGUACCGCGACAAGUUCCAGUUCGACUGGCGGCUCGGUUCGCAGGUUCUCCUUUCCCCGGGCAGAGCCAGGUUGCCUUGUGGCAUCGCCACCUCCACCGUACACAUCUGGCUGCUUCCAGACAGCCCACGCAGUCCACCUGACCCAGCCGUCGGGAUUUCUGGUGUCGCCGCCGUACUUUGGGUAUCCUCUCCAGCCAGAGCCUGCCCUGGCUGGGAAGAGCUGCUCCGAUUUUAGUCAGAGCUGAAAGGAGUUGUGAAGAAAUAACGCAGCCUUCGGAAGCGCAGGGAGUGCUGCUGUUGGGUGUCACGCUGACAUGCUCUGUGGCUGCCGAAAUCAGAACCGUUCCCGUGGGUGAGUUGCCCUUGAAAAGUGCAAGGUCUCCUGUGGGAUCUCGUUUCCCAAACUUGGAUCACACUUACAAAUGAAUUGUAAAAUAUUCCAAACAGUUGCUCUAAAAACUGACUGCUCUGAUCGUUCAGUCUAAUGUGUGCAGAAAGUGUUCAGAGACAAGUAGGAAAACCAUUCUGGGAUGAAGGUACGCAUUUCAUGGUGUUAUAAAUGACAUUUUAACCCUAAAUGCUAUUAACUUAGUUAACAAAUGGUGGCUGUGUUCCACUGAUAAUAAUCAGACUAGUUCUAUAAAGCAGCAAUAAGCCUGAGAAGUAAGAGAGGAGUAAUAUUUACUAAAGAGGAUCCUGAAAACAGCUGACUGCUUCCCACUUCCACGAGCAAUGAAAAUAAGAGGAAGAAUUUUACUACAGAUAUCAAAAUGCGUAGCUUUUUAAAAUACACAUAAUAUACCUGAACUUACACUGCAUAUUUGUAUUAGUAAACUUUAACGAUAGAUAAAACUAGUACUAAUUAGGCUAGUUGAAAAUGAGCCAAUCCCAAGCAGCCAAAUAACUAACUAUGAGAAAAGCAGAAUGUAUUCAGCAGUAUCACUAAUAACUUUUCUGCGUAAAAUUCUAAAAGUGGCGUUAUAUUAAAACAUUUUUCAGAAUGAAGUAUUUAUUGUUGGGUUUUUGCUCAGCAACAUGUGUAAGUUGGACAAACUGAUCAUAAAGUUCUAUUUGUAAAAUUAGCCAUGUAUAAAAUGUAAAGACAAGCUUGUAAUUUAAAAUGUAUUUACAGCAUUGACAACACUAAUUAUUUAGUAGUCACACCAAAAAAAAUUUUAUCAAUAA